This is a messenger RNA of Neoarius graeffei (lesser salmon catfish), 4922 nucleotides long. It is a transcript of the gene samd11, whose product is annotated as sterile alpha motif domain containing 11. Gene Ontology annotation, molecular function: RNA polymerase II cis-regulatory region sequence-specific DNA binding; protein binding; DNA-binding transcription activator activity, RNA polymerase II-specific. The coding region runs from base 746 to 3331 and encodes 861 amino acids. The record is from RefSeq and is a predicted model, not a curated record. The transcript has 13 exons. Lineage: Eukaryota; Metazoa; Chordata; Actinopteri; Siluriformes; Ariidae. Gene Ontology annotation, biological process: positive regulation of transcription by RNA polymerase II.
GACUUUAACGGCGCAUGGAGGGUUAAAGGCGGAAAAAAAAAAAAACCAAACAAGCAGACGUCUCAUUAGUUGUAAACAUUUUCCUGCACGCAAAUUCACAUGAGAUCGAAGAUGGAUGAUCUUUAUCUGUGGCAGAAAUAAGACCCUUGCAGGAUGGUGUUUUUAAACUUGAAAGAUGUACAUAUGAGACUGGAGAUAAUAAAUAUAAGUUUAGAAACUUGAUAGAAACGAAGUGGUUGUGUUUCUAUGAAAACAGAGUGGUACAGGCUUAUGAAAAUAUAUGUGUGGGUGUGUGAAAGGGUAGUGCGAAUUACAUUUAGCACACGGAGGUAAUUGGAAGGAAACACCUAAGUGCAGCAGUGAGUCGAUAGAGGAUCAGGUCGUCGGUGGCCGUCGGUGUGGCGGCGGCAGCAUGGCAGGCGGCCUGUUAGUGGAGCGGCUCCGAUUAGAUGUAGUGGGCAGGAGCGCGCGCCGCCGGAACCCGUCACGCCAGCAGCGCAGUGAAGAGCGCACGGUGCGAGCCUGCUGAAAACGCACGCGCUUUGCCGUCGCGCAGCACAGCGGCGCGUGGAGUCCGACGGGAAAGACAGAAAGAAAAGAAAAGAAACCACAGAGUAGAGUCAGGACCGAGCCGACAUCUGAACUCUGAACACACACACACACACACACGCACGCACACACGCACACACACAGGGGACGCGCAAGUUGGCUCGCGCGAGCCGCCACUCACUCUUCCACCGCUAACAUGCCUGCCGUCAAAAAGGAGAGAUUGGACGGAGAAGACAUGGCAUUAGGCGCCUUUGCGCAGCCCGAAUACUUGGCCCCUUUAAAUGCCGCCGCGAUCCCGGUCGUGACCCCUCAUCCGCCGCCGUACGACCACCUCUUCGCCCAUCCGCGCGCUUAUCUGGGGCUGCGCGACACGCCACUGCACCGGCAGCAGCACCUCCAUCACCACCAGCACGCGGACGACCUGAUGCUCGAGAGGUUCUCGUCCAUCCCUGACUUUCAGCCGUUCUUUGAUAACGGCGACCCGUGCAUCGAGGUGGAGUGCGGCGAGAACAAGGCACUGCUCUACAUCAACAAACUGUGCCAGGGCAGCAAAGGACCCUCCAUCAAGCACAGGGGCGAGUGGCUCACCCCGAACGAGUUCCAGUUCGUCAGUGGCAGAGAAACGGCUAAGGACUGGAAGAGGAGUAUCAGACACAAGGGGAAAAGUCUAAAGACACUUAUGUCCAAAGGAAUCUUACAGGUACAUCCUCCAAUCUGUGACUGCCCUGGGUGUCGCAUUUCAUCUCCAGUGAACCGUGGGCGUCUGGCUGAGAAGCGCACCAUCCCUUUGCCGCCAACUCGCGUACCCAAGAAGGAGCUGGCCUCCGUCUUCAGCAGUGACGAGAGCGAGGGUGGCGAGAGAAGCAGCACAGACCAUGCUGACAUCAAGCAAGAAGAAGAGCUCCACUACACUACGAUGAGAAAGAGUAGUCGUGACAGUGACCUCUCAACGAUCAUCUCCAACCUGCACCACACUCGACAGCACGGUAUGCCUGAGGGCCAGCCCUGCUCCGACAUCAGUCUCACCUCCACACACUCAGAUGACGUUCUAAGCAAGAAGAGAGCCUAUUCCCCGAGCAGCAGCAGCGAGUGCCCAUCUGACAGCAAGAAGUCCCGCAGCGUGUCUCCCAAAGAAAACUCCCACACCCCUGCACUGGAGCUGGGCAGUCACAUGACCCCAGAAGAACACUAUAGGCGGAUGAUGUCAGCGCUGAACGAGCAUGGCUCUUAUGAAGAGCAGCAGCAGCGUCUUUACCAGCUCGCCAGCAGCAUCCCUAGUCAUGAGCUGCUGCGAGCGCGUCAGGAGGCUCUGAGUGCUGUGAGGAACCCAGGAGCUAUGGAAGCUCACCUCCCCUCUGCAGGCAGCUCCUCCAGUCAGAGGAGGAAACAAGGCCUGCCCCAGCACAGGGAUGCACACUUCAGCGAGAGAGAAUUAUCCCAUCCUCCUCCGUUACUGUCCCCGCAGAACGCCCCUCAUAUUGCACUUGGCCCUCAUCUGCGGCCACCGUUCCUAGGCUUGCCCUCCGCUCUGUGCCAAGCACCAGCAUAUGGUUUCCUGCAGCCUGCUCAAGCUGAGAUGUUUGCACGUCAACAGGAGAUGCUGCGCAAACAGAACCUCGCUAGAUUGGAGAUGUCUGCUGAGCUGCUGAGACAAAAGGAGCUGGAGAAUGUUCAGCGUCAGCGCCUGUUAGCCGAGCCGCUCGCGCUCCAUCCGGGUCUACCCGCCGAGCACCCGGCUCUACGUAGCCUUCACGACAUGCCCGAUGAUGUCACCCGCCGCAAUGCCAUGCUGCUCUUGCGCCACAACAACACACCUCUGCUCUCACUUAGCCACCAUGGGGCGAUGGUGAGCAGUGCCUUCAAAGAGUCCAGCAGCCGUCGAAGCGCAAAGAAAGGUGGCACACUGCAAGGGGAUGACCCAUCCCAGUCCAAGGGGCCUGGGGGAGACACGGACCGAAACGAUGAAGACAUGAAAGACUCAGAAAGCGAUGGCGAAGCGGGUGAGGAGCGGCCAGAGGGACUGGGUAAAGCAGAUGGGCACAGCCUGAACUCUGAGGCUUGCCAAAGCAAGGACACGGCCAAGCCCAGCGAGGCGAUGAAGGAGCUCGGGGAAGGCUCGGGCAGGCUCAGCAUCCCUUGCAGCUCAACAGCGCCAGAAUCACCCAGCCAUCAUCUAUUCACACCAGGACUAAGCAAGAGCGAAGCCAAGUAUCUCCCACCAGGGGCACUGCCCCCUUUCCCCAUACUGCCAGGACAGACACUGCCUUUUGGCUUCCCCUACGCCAACCCUUAUUUCCACGCUGGCGCCAUGGGAGGUCUGUUUGUGGACGGGGAGGAGGCGGCGGCGGCGGCAGAGGACAUCAGCAAGUGGAGUGUGGAAGAGGUGUGCAGCUUCAUCAGCAGCCUGGCAGGCUGUGGAGAGUACGCCCAGGUGUUUCGGGAGCAGGCUAUUGACGGAGAGACGUUAGCCCUGCUGACCGAGGAGCACCUGCUCAACCACAUGGGGCUCAAACUUGGUCCGGCUCUCAAGAUCCGCUCUCAGGUGGCCCGACGCACUGGCAGAAUAUUUUACAUGACCAGCUUCCCGCUGGCCCUCCCACUGGCACCAUCUGCUCUGCGCCCGCCGGACCGAGACCCCCUGCCCACAGAGACCCGGCCACCCUCGGCCCGCAGCACCUCCUCCCCAUUUAGUGCCCCUCCAGCCUGCCGCGCCUCCCCCAAGCAGGAAAACGGAAACCCCCCUACAGGGGCGGCUUAUGACUCCACUAAGGCUCUCUCAUAGAGAAUACCAUUAAAAUGUUGACUGCUUCCCCGUACGGCUGGAGCAGCUCUACAGGAAGGAGACGGACAUAGAGAGGGGCGGAUGGGAGGAAGCGGAUGUCUUUGAACUAUUCUUUUCUUCCUUUGGCCUCCCCCCCCCAUUUCCAAAAUCGGAAAAAAAAGCGAACUUAAGGACCUUUGCGCUGAGGCACUUAUAACGUGGCAAGAAUUGUACAGCUAUAGAGACUGAAACAAUGCAAGUCUACACAGCUCCACCCAGUGCAGUGGCUGCGAAAUAAACCAAAUCCAAAGAUGAGUAAAUGGGGCCUGGAGACAAGACAGGAAGCAACAGUGUGUGUGUGUGUGUGUGUGUAUAUAUGUAUGUGUGUGCAAGAUAAACGUGAGCAGACAGUGCUUCAACGCCAUGCCAGAGAGUGAGAGAGCCACAGCGUUCUUUCAUGGCAGGCAGACAGACCCUGUCUUUGCUGUGACAAACUCUUGCAGUACUCCGAGCCUUUCAGAGCAGAGAAAUCCAACAUAAAAGGCCAUUUAUUUUCCUGCUUUUGUCUUUCUUAAUCCAGCUUCCAGCCAUUUCAAAUCCUGGUUCUGAGAAACGGAAUCAUCUUGAGAGGAUUUAAAAAAAAAAAAAAAAAAAAACAGCACACACACACACAUGCAGCGAGGAACUCAUUUGCUCUUCAUCAGUGCAACUAUGCAUUCCACAGUCCAAUACCAAAGAUGAAUGGACAUGUGGAAUUUAAGCUGAUAGCUUGUUAUUGUACAGUUUCUCUAAGUUUACCUGUGACAAAUAGAAAAGGUACAUGGCUGCUCCCGGGCUCUGUGCAGGCCGUUAGGAGAACGCAGAGCACUUAAUACUCUCACAAUUAAAAGCCAUCAUUCGAAGGAACCGCCGAGAGAGGAGAAAAAAAAAAAAGACUUUCUGGUUCCUUUGCUCUGCGCUAUUCUGCUUGGUUGAGGGUAUCUGAUCUCCAGGUCUGUGGUAUAGACGGUGGAUCAUUCAGAGGUCACAUUUACGACUGGGGGAGAAUGUUAUGUUGAAUUGUACAAAAAAAAAAAAAUACUUGCUUUAGAGGAGAAUAUAGUGAAGGUAACAUAAGUGGUACUUUUUGUUAAGUAUUGUUGCACGAAUUACAUUUUUUAUUAUUAUUAUUAUUAUUAUUGAACAAAAUGUGACUGACUGACUUGGUGGCACUUUUGUUCAGUUUUUCUUUUCUUUUUUUUUUUUUUAUUUGCGAUGUAUUCUAGCUGAAAUACUGAGUCCCGAUUUCAAAUGCUACUUCAGCAUAUAAAUACAAGGGAAAAAAAAAUAUUUAUAGGAAUUUUUGUUGUAGGUGGAUUGACGAAUUACAGCAUAUAAAUAAAUUGUCCUCUAAAUGGAUCCCAAAGAAGAAUAAACUUUUUUCCUUUGUCUUUGUUGCAGGGAAAUAAAAGGCACAAAAGCUCUUUAUGCAAAUGUUUGAAAAAUUGUUUUGUUUCUCUCCCUUUUUUAAAUGUAAGCAAUGAAUUAAAAUCACGUCUAGAUUUUCCGUCUUUGUUUUGCCUUUAUCCUAUUUUUCUAUUCACCAAUGGGUGGAAUAAAUCCUAUGGAAAAC